This is a messenger RNA of Pongo pygmaeus (Bornean orangutan), 884 nucleotides long. RefSeq names its product PCNA clamp associated factor (gene PCLAF). NCBI's taxonomy places the organism in Eukaryota, Metazoa, Chordata, Mammalia, Primates, Hominidae. Gene Ontology annotation, biological process: regulation of cell cycle; translesion synthesis. The coding region runs from base 117 to 452 and encodes 111 amino acids. Gene Ontology annotation, cellular component: nucleus. The record is from RefSeq and is a predicted model, not a curated record. The transcript has 4 exons. Gene Ontology annotation, molecular function: chromatin binding.
CGCGGGAAAGAGACCAAUAUAAACUGUGGCGGGAUAGUUUUCGGGUCCUUGUCCAGUGAAACACCCUCGGCUGGGAAGUCAGUUCGUUCUCUCCUCUCCUCUCGUCUUGUUUGAACAUGGUGCGGACUAAAGCAGACAGCGUUCCAGGCACUUACAGAAAAGUGGUGGCUGCUCGAGCCCCCAGGAAGGUGCUUGGUUCUUCCACCUCUGCCACUAAUUCGACAUCAGUUUCAUCGAGGAAAGCUGAAAAUAAAUAUGCAGGAGGGAAUCCCGUUUGCGUGCGCCCAACUCCCAAGUGGCAAAAAGGAAUUGGAGAAUUCUUUAGGUUGUCCCCUAAAGAUUCUGAAAAAGAGAAUCAGAUUCCUGAAGAGGCAGGAAGCAGUGGCUUAGGAAGAGCAAAGAGAAAAGCAUGUCCUUUGCAACCUGAUCACACAAAUGAUGAAAAAGAAUAGAACUUUCUCAUUCAUCUUUGAAUAACGUCUCCUUGUUUACCCUGGUAUUCUAGAAUGUAAUGUGUUUGUUCCAAUUAGCUUUGUUGAAAAGGCAUUUAAUUAAAAAAUUUAGGUUUAAAUUUAGAUGUUCAAAAGUAGUUGUGAAAUUUGAGAAUUUGUAAGACUAAUUAUGGUAACUUAGCUUAGUAUUCAAUAUAAUGCAUUGUUUGGUUUGUUUUACCAAAUUAAGUGUCUUGUUCUUGCUAAAAUCAAGUCAUUGCAUUGUGUUCUAAUUACAAGUAUGUUGUAUUUGAGAUUUGCUUAGAUUGUUGUACUGCUGCCAUUUUUAUUGGUGUUUGAUUUUUGGAAUGGUGCCAUAUUGUCACUCCUUCUACUUGCUUUAAAAAGCAGAGUUAGAUUUUUGCACAUUAAAAAAAUUCAGUAUUAAUUAAA